This is a messenger RNA of Drosophila hydei, 992 nucleotides long. RefSeq names its product telomere-binding protein cav. The coding region runs from base 84 to 977 and encodes 297 amino acids. Lineage: Eukaryota; Metazoa; Arthropoda; Insecta; Diptera; Drosophilidae. The record is from RefSeq and is a predicted model, not a curated record. The transcript is spliced from 2 exons.
CACUACAUAUACUACAUGGUUACAUUGAGUGAUACAAAAUAAAGCUAAAAAAUUAUAUCAGUUUUAACAACUCGAAUAUUAGAAUGGCGCGCAGUUUGUCGAAGGUGCUAAUAAAAUAUCAACGUGAUGAGGAGGCUAACAUCUUACGCAUGGCUAAGGAUUUGGAUGAAUCUAGUAAAGCACUAGUGCGUGAGCUCUAUGAACCGCUAAAAAUAACUAGCGAGGAUUUGUCUCGCGAAUACACUGAAAGUGAUAAAAGGAAACUCUGUUUGCGGACUAAAGUCCGUGUUAAUAUGACACUCUUCAACUGUGUGUGGGAUGCAAAACAACGCUUGGAGAAAAAAGGACGCUUAGUAAAUCGGUCGGAGCGCUUCAUCAAUGCGAUGCUGGUAAAAGCAGUGGCCAAGAAAAUGGUAUUUCCCUAUUCCGACGAGUCGAUAAGAAAAUACAAUCAUAUAAAACAAUGCCAACUGAAAAAGGAUAACAAUCAUAGACUGUAUCGUUGGAGUUUGGAGUCUACAGAAGACUGUAUGCUCGACCACAGCCAUCCAAGUCCAUCUUUGUUGCUGGCUCAAAUACCCAAUCCGACACUUCCCAACAACGAACAACAUUCAUUAGAAUUGCCAUUUAAAGAUACAGCUACACAAAAUUCAGAAUCACCGCUGGAGAACUUAGCUAAUGGUCCUGAAAUGUGGACUAUUGACAGAUCAUCAGGAGCGGAAAACGAAUCAACUACAGAAAAUGUACAGAGUUUAAAUUUGCAGGAACUCGGACCACACACUGAUUGGGCCGAGGCUGCUGCACAAAUCAAUACGGAGUCCAUGACAAUUGGUACUUUGGAAUUCGAUUUGCAAAUGCAACCAACUGAAAGCCAGCCCAUCCUGCAAACUGAGGAUUAUGAUAACUUCAAUACACAAGUUCCGGCCACAUCCACGCAAACACAGCCACAAUCAGAAUGUACCGAGCCAUUCCUUUAGAUUAAUUAUAAAAGU